AUGGGGAAAGGAAAAGGUCUACAUAAAGAGAGGCGCAUUUUAAAAAGAUACUUCGAAGAAUACCCGUCAACUAGUCGUAUCGGAUCCAAUUUAGUAUAUUCAAAUUACACAGUUACGUUUCUGAGAUACAGGCCCCAUCCUCCAGUCGAAUUUCACAAGAGUCAUCCGCACGUCCCCUUAAUGAGUAAGCUAUUGUUUUGCAAAUCAAAGGUGUUUCUACAUCCAACUAGUGAUGCCAGAGAUAACAUAGCUGGUUUUCUACUACUUUCCGUAGAACCCAACCAACAAUCUCAUCAAACAGUCCUGCAAUAUAUUCCGGAAUCCAGCUUUUCCUCAUCCGAGAUAGCAAAACUGCUCACGUAUGAGUCUAAGUUGGGAGUGUGUCCAAGUUCUACACCAUUCGUCAUUGAGAACUCAAUAAGUUUUAGUAAUCUGAUCAAUACCUCUUCAGACCAAGCCUUCCAGAUUUCUCUGUCACAGAUAUACUGCAUCCAAUUUAGGCCUCCAAGCCCUAAUGGGUGGUAUGUUGGGUCUCUGGUUAUAUAUCCUCUGGUAGAACAAUUCACAGGAUUUCAACCCCCUGUUCUAUUUUUUCAUGAUCAAAUCUGCCCAUCAACAAAGGACAAGUUAAUAAAGCUACGUGUAUCUAUGAAUCCCUUCGAUGACUCAGAUGAGUUAUAUUGGGGUGGCGUGGAUCUAAGAAACAAAAUCAAUGAGUUAACGGAGCUGAAGAAAUCUAAUCUAGAAACAGAGUUUUGGUUAGUAAAUCCUACUUUGAAUGAUUUAAGGAAUUUUGUCUCUAAGGAUCUAUUGGAAAGUUAUAACAAUCAGAACAAAAAUAAAGCUGAUCCUAGCACAGCUGGUGUAAAACUAAACGAGAAAUUGCAAGAAUGGAAGUGGAACGUAAUGAGCAAAAUAGCAGACGUUACUACCAAGUCAAGCAACUUUAUUGACAGCUGGUUAACCAAUAACUCUACAAUUCAAAAAUCACAAAUCGACAACGAAUACUUGCAAAAGCUUCUGAAUAACGAGAAGGUUAAACAGAUUGAGCAAGACUAUGAUUCUGCGAGAGUAUAUUUAGCAAACUGGUCACUGGGAGUAAAACAAGAAGCUGAAAGAUACCAAAAGCAGAAUAAACUAUUUGAUUCGUAUAGAAACAACAUCUUCAACGAUUUGAAUUUGACUGAUGAAUUAAAUGACAUAGAAAUAAAUAACGCCCUACAAAGACAAUUUCCCCUAACCGAGGCGAAAUGGAAUUCGCUUUGGGAUGAGAACGACGGGAGGCUGAGAGUCACAGUAAACGAAGUUAAAGAUUUCAUAUUCCAUGGUGGGCUGGAAAAUAAUGAUUUGAGAGGAAAAGUUUGGGGGUUCCUUUUGGAGAUAUACCCUUGGGACUCUUCUCAAGAUGAGAGAUUACAAAUCGAUCAGAGUUUAGCUGCGGAAUAUGAUCAACUAAAACUAACCUGGUCAAAGGAUUUCUUACAGUUUGACGACGAAGAUGAAGAAGAAUAUUGGAAGGAUCAGAUAUUUAGGAUAUCCAAAGAUGUAAGACGUUGCGAUAGAAACUUGAGUAUAUUCCAAUACAACACUGUUGACGGACUGCCACCGUUGUCUCAAGAGUCGCCUGAAAAUGAAAACAACAAAGACAGUGUGGAAUUAGCCGGCGAGGAGAGCGAUGAAGCUGAUGACGAGAUUAAAAACCCGCAUUUGAUUCAUCUACAAAACAUCCUUACUACUUAUAACGCAUACAAUACGAAUCUAGGCUAUGUACAGGGCAUGACAGACCUUUUGUCGCCAAUUUACGUUAUCAUGAAGGAUGAAUGGAAAACGUUUUGGUGUUUCACCCAUUUUAUGGAUGUUAUGGAGAGAAACUUUUUGAGAGACCAAAGUGGUAUUCAUGAACAAAUGUUGACCCUUGUGGAAUUAGCUCAACUGAUGUUGCCUGAAUUGAGCGAACACCUUAACAAGUGCGAUUCAGGAAACUUGUUUUUCUGCUUUAGAAUGCUGUUAGUAUGGUUUAAGAGAGAAUUCGACAUGCAAGACAUCAUGCAUAUUUGGGAGAAUUUUUGGACCUUUUUCUAUAGUUCACAAUUCCAAUUAUUUUUUAUGUUGGCGAUCUUGCAGAAAAAUUCACAAGCUAUCUUACAGCAUUUAAACCAGUUCGACCAAAUAUUGAAAUUCUUCAACGAACUUGACGGGAAGUUAGAUUGGAACGAUCUGAUGGUUAGAGCUGAGCUAUUGUUCAAGAAAUUUGAAAAAAUGAUGCAAGUUAUGGAAAGAGAUCUGCAAAGUUCAACAUCCUCUUCGUCGUCCACUUCCGGUGUAUUGCCCUGUCAAAGUGAAAGAUUGAACCUGCUUCUGUCCAAAAAACCCAUCAUCAAACGUGAAGGGAAAAGAAGCAAGGACUCCAUUAAAUAA
This is a messenger RNA of Saccharomyces eubayanus, 2418 nucleotides long. It is a transcript of the gene GYP7, whose product is annotated as GTPase-activating protein GYP7. Gene Ontology annotation, molecular function: GTPase activator activity. The transcript has a single exon. The record is from RefSeq and is a predicted model, not a curated record. Gene Ontology annotation, biological process: activation of GTPase activity. Bases 1 to 2418 code for a protein of 805 amino acids. Lineage: Eukaryota; Fungi; Ascomycota; Saccharomycetes; Saccharomycetales; Saccharomycetaceae.